AUGGCUUCAACGGGGACUGCUCAACGACGCUAUCGACGACCCCCAAGGUCAUCGAGCUCGUCUGCGGGUCUGGCACCCCAGGCUGUGCCAAAGAGCGCACCCUCGACGUUGAAAGAACAUGCUGUCGAUGACAGACUACAUGUAGAAUCGAAUUUCGGUAUCACAAACGACGCGAUGCUCCAAAAGUUUGAAGGAGAUAAUCUCAUCCCACAUAUUCUUCAGAGUGUCCAGACCCAACCACUCCUAUCAGACGUUUUGACUCCAUCUACCAUGGCCAGUCCACCGCAUGGACACGCGAAUCUGCCCUCCUCCAAAGUACAUUCGCUCAGUCCCGUCGUCUGUUCAGACUCGCGGCUGACUGGACCUCCCAUGUCACUCCCUGCUGCAACUCUGACCGUUCCAAAAAGAAACAUCUUGCGACACCUGGGCGUCAUCCCGUCGACGUCUACUUCAAGGAGACCCUCUGCCCUACUGUCCAAGGCGUCGGUUCCAACAAAUUCUCAAGAAGCGGCGGGUAGAACAGGGUCUGAAGAUGCUACGCGCCGCCAUCUGCCGCCUCUCCAUAGCGGCUUGACCGACAAGCGCGUGACUCCAGCGCGUAUAGACAUCAGCGUUGGCGCCUUAUCCUUGGGCAAUCCCGUGGAGACACCUUCUCCCCCUCUCUCUGAUGACUUGACAACUGAAAGCGGCUCCACUGCUCAAACGUCCCCUGUCCUGUCAUUUUCGCGGACAACAUCCAACUCGAGCGUGCAAUCUCAAUCUAAAGAUGUUUCAAUUGCUCAAAAGAUUGAACAACUCGCCCGUGAGGUGGAUGUCCUCCGUCGAAGAGAGCAGCGCCAUCCCUCCCGUAAUCUUUCUUGUACACCUGUCCCUGCCACGGGUUCUCACCACGGAAACGUGCACCCUGGUUCCUCUGCAGUAUCUUCUUCAUCCGGCGUCUCGAGUGCAUCUUGUCAAGUUCAACGCAAUCAAGAACCCGGCACUCGGGACAUUCAGCCAUCAUCCUCGGCGCACCGUAAAGCGCCCUCGCAAGUACAGCACGAUACAGCUUCAUCCUCUGAAGUGAGUCAGCCAACCGCUGCUCUCAAGCCAGAUGACUUCGUCGACCAAUCCAUCCCGAAUCGCAAUAUACGUGCUCGUUUCUGCAGCGGACUCGAAGUACAGUUGAUCACGACACCAUUUGAGCCAGCAUAUCUCACAGUCACCGGCAUUCCUAUAGACCUCGUCAUGACUUCUGGAAACAACAUCAAUCAAACGGUGAAAACCCAGGAAAGAGACGAGUUGCGUUUUCAUUCGAAGAGACGAGGUCUGGGAGAAGCACGUCCAACACCGCAGCCCUAUCAGCAACCUGGUAUCCAGGUGGAUUAUGCUGCACGCACGAAGCGAAUGAUGCGAGAAAUUUUCGAGUCUUUUGGAAUCGUGACGAAUCUCGAGUUUCGCCGCGUGGGCGAGUCCCGUCGGAGCUCUGAUGACAAUAUCUCAUCGAUAGGCAAAGCUCCUCGUGCUGAUGGAACUCCAAAGCCCUUAUUGCGAGAGGCCGGUGGCGCCAACGCUAGGUACAGCGGACGGCAGUCUGUGUUUACUGUCGUUCCACCUCUAUUAAUGCCUUCAAAUGCGUCCAACGCCUCCGCCGAGCGCGUAAACGGGCGAGAUGAGGCCAGCGAGAUGCGCACCCAUACACGGACCAAUGGCAACGUUCGCCAGGGCAAGGCACAGACCCAUGACGCGGUCGGCCCCAGCCGAGGUGUCGGCGUCGGCAAUAGUGUCAAGAUGGUCAAUGAAGAUCGUCGGACAGUGACUAGAUUAACGCAGCGAUCGUCGACAGCCACCGGUUCCGCGCGUCCUACAAAUCUUCCUCACUCUGUAGAGGGAACCGACGAGCAGUACAUAAUAGCUAAUGGUACGCGAGAGGAAAAAGUUAGCAGUGUUCGAUCUUCAGAGGUCAAUAUCGUCUCUUGCACAGUGGCUACCGAGAUCGACCCCACGACACCCAAAAAGGUCGAUGCAAACUGCAAAGCUGAGCUGGUGGCAAAUGUGCAAUACGCGCAUCAUGCUGAAGCUCUCUGCGCGCUUCGAACUCUCAACGCCGGUGGACGGCUCACACUCCCUGAGAGAGCCAUCGACGCAACUCUGCGAAGUAUAGUAUUGCCGUCUACAUUUUCUGCAACAUUUUCGACCCCCCUUGUUCCAGACCAGCCGUCGUCGAAUAUGGUCUCGGAUACGCUUCGACUCUACUAUCGGGAUCCCCGAGUCGCACGUCGAGAGGUGGAGAUUAUCAACAACCGCCCAUUCUUUGGCAGACGUCUGUUUGCACGCUUUCUUGGUCGCUCGAAGAAUAUUGUCCUCGUCGAGGGUGUUAGACAUUGCCAUGUUCUCAAAGGCACCAAACGGUCGCAAACCGACGAACAGGGGACUUUGUCCGAUCCAGGAUCCCACGAUGAGCGCAGGAUCUUUGAAGAAGAGUUAAAGGAACUGGAGAAACGGCAUCAACCAGACGGCGAGGUUACACUGUUCGAUGAUCAUUAUGACCACGGUCAGGCGAUGGAGUUUAUACGCCAGCUCUUUCGCGAGGAGCAGGAACGAGCGAGGGCGGAAGAAGAACAAAGCCGUGCACUCGCCGGGUCGGCAUCCAAUGUCGGAGGCCCAACUCACAAAUGUGGUUUAAGAUAUCACGAUAUACGCGAGACACUCCCAUGUACGACGAUGCAAAGUCGGGAACGUAGUGCCGCAAGCACACCAGAGGCGCCUCUAGAGUUUCAAAGGGCAAUCGCCGACCUGCCAUGGCGCAGCUCCACAAAACUCUUCUCUGUUCUAUCGCAGGAUCUAUUGUAUGUCAUGACAUUCGAGCGACUCGCCAUCCUCGCCCCGCAGAUUGACGAGCUUCGCACACGGCUUGCUGCCGCACAUCUCCGACUGCAGAUUACCAUCCCUCAGGGUCAGCAAGCAUAUCGCUACGUCCGAAUAAGUGGCGUUGCCAAUCUCAGACCAUUCAAACCCAUGAUUGAUGCAAUUCUCGUGGGAGAGAUCAUCAUGUUGCCUGGUGCCAACUCUGCCCAAAGCCAGCCACUGUGGGACGACGAACUCGACUUUUUGUACAAUCUUGACAAGAUCGUGGACACUGCGCUUCUUCCGCCACAAACUCAAGUCCUCGUUGAGUCGAGCCGCAAACGACUGCGCGUCUUUGGACCAUCGGCUGCUCGACGUAAGACGGCCAUUGAACGCAUUGUCAAACGGCUUGGUGAAGUGAAGCGGCGGUUGAUGACGAUCGAAUUUGAUCGUUCUCUCCUAAAGUACUAUGCACACGCUGCAGACAAUCAACUCGCGCCGGCAUUUGGGCAAUCGAAUGUCUGGUUGGAUGCGGCGGCGUGUAAGAUCUCCGUUGCUGGUACCGGGGCUGUGAUCGCGCUCAAAGAGGUGCAAAAACGUGCUCCAAGGCCAAACGCGUUGCUGGACCUGUUUCUCCGUGGUGAUGAUGGUGCACGCAACGAAGCGGAGGAGACGAUUAGAUGUCCGGUUAUGCCGCAGGGCAAACGGAAAGGUCGCCACGGUCGUCGGCAGCCAGGAGUGCGCAAUGAGGUCGCUCCCGUCAGCACCGCUCCAACGCAAGACACCCAGUCCUUGAAAAAGUCUUGUGACAAGUCGAUUCCACUGGAGGUUGUCCGACGCUUGCUCACCCCUGAGCAAUUCGAAAUGGCGAUGAACCGCAGCUUUGAGUCAUACACCAACUCCAGACCCGACGAAUUUCGACACUGUCCUACUAGCGACUGUCCUGAAAUCUUUCGCAUACUCGCCGAUCCCGCCAAGGCCCCUGCUGCCAAUGCUGUUCAUCCCAACAGCGCGUGGACGUCGACACUCGCCCAGCAUUGUCCUAGCUGCCUAGUCAAACUUUGUCCAAUUUGCUUUGCUCAAGGUGGACAUGAUGGACAAUCGUGUGCUCAAUAUAAAAAGCAGCAGCAGCGUGUGCUCGAGGAGGAAGCGCAGCAGGCGGAAAAGCUCGUGCAGAGCUUUGGUGGAAGAACGUGUCCUAAAUGCCGCAUGGGGCUCCUCAAAGAUGGCGGGUGCGCACAUGUUCGGUGUUCGCGCUGUGGUGUUCAUAUCUGUUGGACAUGCGGCAAGACGUUUGAGGAAGUGGAUAAGGAGAGUGUGUAUGAGCACAUGACGCGGGUACAUGGAAGUAUUGGGCUCAUUAACUGGGGCGAAGCGGAAGAUGACGAUGGCUGGCAGCUUGCGAUCAUGAUGAACGACGCGCACGAUCAGAACGGAAUCGGUCGUCGUGACCUUCGUCAUGCUCAUGGAGUCGAGGUUGGCUGGGGAGGCGGAGAGCAAGUGGAGGAGCUACCAAAUUCUCACCCUGUCUGGGUCUGGAUCCUCGGCAGGAAGGCCCAUUGCAAACAAGGACCGAAUUAUCAGACAAGACCACAUCGAAACCACUACAACGACAAAGAAGAGUUUUCGGAAGACGAGAAUGACGACUUUGGCGUUGCAGACUGGGACUACGACUACGCAGACGUCAACUGGGAGGCUUUCUAG
This is a messenger RNA of Serendipita indica DSM 11827, 4530 nucleotides long. The record is from the annotation of a GenBank genome assembly. NCBI's taxonomy places the organism in Eukaryota, Fungi, Basidiomycota, Agaricomycetes, Sebacinales, Serendipitaceae.